Molecule: messenger RNA, 852 nt
Organism: Syngnathoides biaculeatus (alligator pipefish)
Lineage: Eukaryota; Metazoa; Chordata; Actinopteri; Syngnathiformes; Syngnathidae
Gene: hdip1
Product: chromosome 3 C16orf87 homolog
Exons: 4
Coding region: 258-737 (159 amino acids)
Source: RefSeq, a predicted model, not a curated record
CUCAAGGUUUCCGUGUGCGCAUGCGCACAACUUGGGGUGGUUGAAUUAUUACUUUUUUUUUUGUUUUUAAUUAUAGCUUUUGUGCCGCCGGUCCGGUCGUCGCGUGUGUUUAAUAACACACGCGCCUAGUGUAUUUUAUCUGCCUUUUUUGGGGGAGUCGGGGGGGGAUAAUGUAUUCAUCCAUGUGAAGACGAGUUGACGAAACGAGGCGAGCUGUUUUUUUUUUUUUUUUUUUUUGUCCUUGUUGCAGUCAGACUAUGUCGACAAAUAAAACAAAGAAAGUCAAAAUGGCUACGAAAUCUUGUCCCGAAUGCGACCAACAGAUUCCCGUGGCGUGCAAGUCGUGCCCGUGCGGCUACGUCUUCAUCAGCAGGAAGCUCCUCAACGCCAAACUGAAUGAGUGCUCGUCCGCAAACUCGGCGGACAAGUUGGAAUGCAAGCGUCGGCGCACGGAGCGCAUCCGGCGCGAGCGACUGGACUGCGGCCUGACGCACGGGGGGGGCGACGGCGGGGACGGGAGGAGGCAGCACCCGAGGACCAACGGCCAGUCGGAUCCCAUCCGGAGGGGGCGGGGGAGACCCAAGACCGUUGGAAUCAAGAAACACGACGAUGACAAAGAGAAACAAGAGAAGGAAGUGGACGUGUACGCGGGCCUGUCGGACGAGCGGGCCUUCGUGUUCUCCGUGGCCUUGGCUGAGAUCAACCGCAAGAUCCUGGCUCAAACGCUCAUCUUGUAGCCGUGCGCAAGGGGGACACAAGAGGGCGCCGUUACAGGAGGACUUUUUACAAGGACUUUGGCUCGAGGAGGUGAAGAGAUCUCGGACGUACUUUGAAAUAAACUACGACAACUUU